AUGUGUGCGGAGUCCUAUCUUCUGACAAGCAAUUUCGCUCAUCCAGGUCGAGAUGGGAAUCGAAUCACGACAGUGGUGGCUACUCCAGGCCAGGGAUCAGAUCGUCCGCAGGAAGUUUCCUACACAGAUACCAAAGUCAUUGGGAAUGGAAGUUUUGGGGUUGUGUAUCAGGCCAAGUUAUGCGACACCGGCGAAUUGGUCGCCAUCAAGAAGGUGCUCCAAGACAAGAGGUUUAAGAACCGUGAACUUCAGAUUAUGAGAAGAUUAGAUCAUCAAAACAUAGUCAAGCUGAAGUAUUUCUUCUAUUCCAGUGGUGAAAAGAAAGAUGAGGUAUACCUGAAUCUUGUGUUGGAGUACAUCCCUGAAACAGUGUACAGGGUUGCUAGGCAUCAUAGCAAGAACAAGCAAACCAUCCCCAUCAGCUUCAUCAAGUUGUACAUGUAUCAGCUGAUGAGGAGUUUGGCAUACAUUCAUUCGUUGGGCAUUUGCCAUCGAGAUAUCAAGCCCCAGAACCUCUUACUUGACCCUGAGACUGGGGUUCUCAAGCUGUGUGAUUUUGGGAGCGCCAAGCACCUUGUUCGUGGGGAACCAAAUGUCUCCUAUAUCUGCUCCCGUUAUUACCGAGCCCCUGAACUCAUCUUCGGUGCUACAGACUACACCACGCAAAUUGAUGUAUGGAGCGGUGGAUGUGUGUUGGCAGAACUCCUCUUGGGUCAGCCAAUUUUUCCUGGGGACUCUGGAGUUGACCAGUUGGUAGAAAUCAUAAAAGUCCUGGGGACACCUACUCGAGAGCAAAUCUAUGAGAUGAAUCGCAAUUACUCAGAGUUCAAGUUCCCUCAGAUCAAAGCUCACCCAUGGCAGAAAGUAAGAGAAAAUGUUCAAUAUCCUAUUCACGGUGGAUGUGUGUUGGCGGAACUCCUCUUGGGUCAGCCAAUUUUUCCUGGGGACUCUGGAGUUGACCAGUUGGUAGAAAUCAUAAAAGUCCUGGGGACACCUACUCGAGAGCAAAUCUAUGAGAUGAAUCGCAAUUACUCAGAGUUCAAGUUCCCUCAGAUCAAAGCUCACCCAUGGCAGAAAGUGUUCAGGGCUCGUACACCUCCUGAGGCAAUUGAUUUGGUAUCAAAGCUUCUGGAGUACACCCCAUCAGCUCGCCUCACACCCCUCCGAGCCUGUGCUCAUCCCUUCUUUGAUGAGUUGCGAGAAGUCAAUACUCGCCUGCCUAGUGGCAGAGAACUCCCCCCUCUCUUCAACUUUACUGAGCAUGAGCUGAGAAUUGAGCCAAGUCUUAAUUUGAAGCUAAUGCCAGAGCACGCAAGAGGAAGCCUACCUAGAGCAUGGAUCAAUAUGAGUGGAAGUGCAAUAAAGAUGCCAUUCUCUAGGGCCACUGUGACCAAAAGCAACCUGGCUGGAAACUUCACUCUUCCAAGUUUAGAGAGCACACAGGACAAGCUAGGG
Darwinula stevensoni is the source of this 1455-nucleotide messenger RNA. Lineage: Eukaryota; Metazoa; Arthropoda; Ostracoda; Podocopida; Darwinulidae. The record is from the annotation of a GenBank genome assembly.